Messenger RNA from Lynx canadensis (Canada lynx), 2651 nucleotides. Its product is annotated as TRIO and F-actin-binding protein-like. Gene Ontology annotation, cellular component: actin cytoskeleton. Gene Ontology annotation, molecular function: actin filament binding. Gene Ontology annotation, biological process: positive regulation of substrate adhesion-dependent cell spreading; actin filament organization. The record is from RefSeq and is a predicted model, not a curated record. Lineage: Eukaryota; Metazoa; Chordata; Mammalia; Carnivora; Felidae.
AAAAAAAAAAAAGUUUUAUGGGCGGAUGGAAGGGGCCGGGGCAGCGCCGGGGAAGGGAAGGGCCGGAGGAGCGGCGGCGGGCAGCCGAGAGGGGCGGCGGCGGCGCGAUUCCCGCGCCGCUGGGCCCGGCCCGAGAGCCCUCUCCACUUCCCUGCCUCCUGCUCCCGCCGCCCCGGGGCGCCGCCAUGACGCCCGAUCUGCUCAACUUCAAGAAGGGAUGGAUGUCGAUCUUGGACGAGCCUGGGGAGUGGAAGAAGCAUUGGUUUGUGCUGACAGAUUCAAGCCUUAAGUACUACAGGGACUCCACCGCAGAGGAGGCAGACGAGCUGGAUGGCGAGAUCGACCUGCGCUCCUGCACGGAUGUCACCGAGUACGCGGUGCAGCGCAACUAUGGCUUCCAGAUCCACGAUGCUGUCUACACCUUGUCGGCCAUGACCUCGGGUAUCCGGCGAAACUGGAUCGAGGCUCUGAGGAAGACCGUGCGGCCAACCUCUGCCCCGGAUGUCACCAAGCUCUCGGACUGCAAUAAGGAGAACACGCCGCACAACCAGAAGGGCUCCCUGAAGGCGGGGGAGCAGCGGGUGGGCUCUGAGGUCAUCGGUCGGGGCGGCCCACGGAAGGCGGACGGGCAGCGGCAGUCCCUGGACUACGUGGAGCUCUCCCCGCUGACUCAGGGCUCCCCGCAGCGGGCCCGCACCCCGGCCCGCGCCUCUGAACGCCCGGCCAAGCAGGAGGAGCUGGAGCGGGACCUGGCGCAGCGCUCCGAGGAGCGUCGCAAGUGGUUUGAGGCCACGGACGGCAGGCCCGUGGAGACGCCGACCGGCGAGGCGCCGCGCCGGGGCCUGGGGGCCCCCCUGACCGAGGACCAGCAGCGCCGCCUCAGUGAGGAGAUCGAGAAGAAGUGGCAGGAGUUGGAGAAGCUGCCCCUGCGGGAGAACAAGCGGGUGCCUCUCACCGCCCUGCUCAAAAGCCGCGGGGAGCGCCGCGGGCCCCCGCGUGACAGCCACGAGGCGCUGGAGGAAGGAGGUGCAGUCCUCUCCGCGCCCCAGCUGGAGGCAUGGCGCCUUCAAGGAGAGGCCCCUCAGAGUGCACCCAGGCCCCAGGAGGACAGCCAUAUCCCCCCAGGCUACAUCUCGCAGGAGGCGUGCGAGCGCAGCCUGGCCGAGAUGGAGUCCUCGCACCAGCAGGUGAGAGAGCUGCAGCGGCACCACGAGCGGGAGCUGCAGCGGCUGCAGCAGGAGAAGGAGUGGCUCCUGGCCGAGGAGACGGCGGCCACGGCCUCGGCCAUCGAAGCCAUGAAGAAGGCCUACCAGGAGGAGCUGAGCCGGGAACUGAGCAAGACACGGAGUCUCCAACAGGGUCCAGAUGGCCUUCGCAAGCAGCACCAGUCGGACGUGGCGGCGCUGAAGCGGGAGCUGCAGGUGCUGUCAGAGCAGUACUCGCAGAAGUGCCUGGAGAUCGGGGCCCUGACGCGGCAGGCCGAGGAGCGUGAGCACACGCUACGGCGCUGCCAGCAGGAGGGCCAGGAGCUGCUGCGCCACAACCAGGUGACUGCACGCCGCCUGUCAGAGGAGAUCGACCGGCUGCGCGGCUUCAUCGCCUCGCAGGGCACCAGCGACGGCUGUGGACGCAGCAGCGAGCGGAGCUCCUGUGAGCUGGAGGUGCUGCUGCGGGGGAAGGAGAACGAGCUCCAGUUGAAGAAGGAGGUGCAGUGCCUCCGGGAUGAGCUACAGAUGCUGCAGAAGGACAAGGAGCGCUUCACUUCGGGAAAGUACCAGGAUGUGUACGUAGAGCUGAACCACAUCAAGACACGGUCAGAGCGGGAGAUCGAGCAGCUGAAGGAGCACCUGCGCCUUGCCAUGGCUGCGCUGCGGGAGAAGGAGUCGAUGCGCAACAGCCUGGCCGAAGUAAGGUCCUGGUGGCCCAGCCCCGCGGCAGACGCCCCCAGACUGAGGGGACCAGUCAGUCGCCCUCCUUCCUGCUGGAUGGAAGUCAGAAGCCAAGCUUUCUCCCCGCCCGCUGUGGGCCGCACGUGCACUCGUCCCCACCACACACACGCACACAGGUGCACACACGCGCACACACACGCGCGCGCGCGCACACACACACACACACACACACACACACACACUCUGCGUAUCUGAGCGCGCCCCUCGCACUGGGUCUUACCUUUUGCACCUUCUUCAGGAUUUUAUAUGUGAAGAGAUUUUUAUAUAGAUUUUUUUUUCCUUCCCCCCCCAACACUUUAUACUUUGAAAAAACCAAUUCCUGGACGCUGGCUCCCCCUCUGUCUCCAGCCACGGGGGGCUCAGGCUUCUGGGCCCGUGGCCCGGCCCCAGGGGGUGGGGGGAGGGGGGUCCAGCAGGGGCGCAGCAGCGGCCACGGCAGCGUUGACUCUGGUGGGAGAGGCAGGGAGCCAGCCAGCCACCCUCUUCCUACCCUACCUCCCACUAACUACUUCCUGCCCUGAGGGGACCCACACCUUGGGACUCUGGACAGAGGGACAGAUGGGCAGAGGGAGCCGGCAGCUCCCUAAGGCUUCACCUCCUCCUCUGAGGGGGUGCUGGGCACGGAACCACUGGAGCCGCCCCAUGAAGGCGUUUCUCUUCUGCUCCAUAAGCCUUCUUAACUUAAUAAAAUAUUCCCGCGGC